Gekko japonicus is the source of this 1743-nucleotide messenger RNA. It is a transcript of the gene PARPBP, whose product is annotated as PARP1 binding protein. The transcript has 10 exons. Gene Ontology annotation, biological process: negative regulation of double-strand break repair via homologous recombination. Gene Ontology annotation, cellular component: chromatin. NCBI's taxonomy places the organism in Eukaryota, Metazoa, Chordata, Lepidosauria, Squamata, Gekkonidae. Bases 1 to 1743 code for a protein of 580 amino acids. The record is from RefSeq and is a predicted model, not a curated record.
AUGGCUUCUCUUCAAGAAAAGAUCUUGAAAAUGGUCCAGCGUUUCCGAAAAGAAUGGCACUUAUUUUCAGAUUCUGAAAGAACCACGGUGUGUGGGGCAGACAGCAUGCUGAUGGCUCUGCAGUUAUCUAUUGCUGAGGUCAAUAAACAGCAUUAUGGAGAUUUUAAAGCAUCACUAAGUGAAGUGCUGUUAGCCUGGAAUCACUUACUGCCUGACAAACUGGGCCUAUUGCAUGAAAAUGUGGAUGCUCCUGAAAAUUACAGCAACAUCAGAAGUACCUAUUCCAGUUUUUUGAAGCGCUGCAAUAUGAUGGAUCUUAUAGAUGUCUAUCAGAAAUGCGGGUCACUAGAACCAGGCAACGAAUCUAUAUCCCCUGUACAAUUGCUAGAAUUUAUCAAUGGAACAUCGGAUUCAGCAAGUGACGAUACUUCCAUUCUUUCUGCACCCUCCACACCAACUAACACAUUAAGCCAGGAUAACAAAAAGCUGCCUUUGGUGGUGAAGAAAAUUCUGUUUGCAUAUCUAAGCUUGUUGGUGAACUCCAAGAAUGAUCUUGCCUUUGCUCGUAUUUUAAACACUCCUGACAGAGGGCUUGGAAGAGAAGCUUUUACCGACUUAAAACACGCCGCACAGAAGAGACAAAUGUCCAUUUUCCCAGUGGCAACCUCUUUCAUCCGAACCAUUGAACUUGGAGGUAAAGGUUACGCCCCUCCUCCAGACGAUCGUUUGAGAAUGCACAUGAAGGGCCUUUCACACUUAGUUCACUUUUUUGAUAAACUGGAAGAAAUCAUUGGUGAAGUCCUGGAUCCAAGACUUGCAGGGGGCCAAAUUCUAUCAACAAUCAAGAUGCAUUUGAUAAAAGGCCAAAACAGCAGGGAUCCCUUCUGUCGAGCAGUGGAGGAAGUUGUACAUGAUUUGGAUUUAAGGAUUAAAAAUAUUAUCAAUUUUCAGCAUGAUGUUGUGGCAGCUAGCUCUACUGGAAUCAGUCCAGCCCGGCCCAAACUACAUGCUGUAAACCAUGACACUGUUUACUGUGGCAGAGAUACUGUGAAGUUCUUUCUGAUUUUUUUGGAUGAGGCAGCUACCCACCUUCCUCCUACCAACAAAGCUGAAUUAUUUGAUGAUGAAUUUGGGUCCCCCUCUACCCUGAUGCUGUUCAAAUCUCCAGCACAACCUAGCGGAUCUUCUCCAAAAGCUUUAAGACAACGGAUUCAAAGAGCAGUAGACAAAGGAAAACUUAAGCUGAAGCAACCUCUAAUUCGGUCUCAGUUUGCUUGCACCUACAAAGAUGACCAAACAUUUGAAAAGAAGGACCAUUUCUUCAGCACUAGCCAGAUCCCAACAUGCGUACAUCCAGCACCCAAAGAAAGGACAGCUCUGUGCCCUGUAGAUGAAUCAAGUGCAGAAUGCCUCCGUUCCCAUCUUGCAAGUGCUGCGCUUGGAACUAGUUCUGGAAAUGUUCAUCAGAAUGGAAGCAGAAGUAAAGAAAUAGGAAAAUUCGGUUGCCAGCCAAGAAACGAGAGCUCAAAGAGAAAGCAGGUGGAUAGGACUAGUGAAAAUGUCAUAGGCACUAAUGAAAAUGAAUCACUUCAACACGUACAUAGAAAGAAACCAAAGGCUGCGGUGAAAUGCCAGAACAGUUUGGACAGCAAAAUUAAAGGAGCAGGAAAAUGUAACAAAAUUGCCGCAAAAAACAAACUGAUUGUCGGUCAAGCAAAGCUAACUCAUUUCUUUAAAUUGUAA